AUGUUUUUUGUUAUGAUCAUAACACCUAUAACAAAGGCAAUAGAUACAAACCCAGUGCAUGAUCCAUGUUCAGAUGCAAAGGUGCAAAGAUGGGAUGGUUUUACAUUUGGCAUCGCGUUUUCGUCUAAGGAAUCCUUCUUUUCUCCUGAUCAAGUUCAGUUAUCCCCUUGUGACUCUCGCCUUCAGCUCGCUAACAAAGCUCAACUCGCGAUCUUUAGGCCUAGAAUCGACGAAAUCUCCCUCCUUACUGUCAACUCCACCUCCAGCCCUGAAACAACGGGCGGAUAUAUGGUAGCCUUUGCUGGAAGAGAAUUUGCUGCUAGAUCACCACCAGUUUUUGUUGCAGAUGGUACUAAUAUAGUAACAACAUUUACUCUUGUACUUGAUUUCGAAAAGGGUACACUCCAAAACUUGUACUGGAAAACGUUUGGGUGUGAUUCAUGCAAUAAGGAUUAUCAAGUAUGCCAUGAAAACAAAGAGUGUGCUGUGACAUCUUCGAAGUGCAAAGACAAAGGUGGCUCUGUAGACUGUACAAUCAACAUUCAGCUAACAUUUUCAGGCACAGAUAAAAAUGGGGAGGUGCUUAACUCAUGGUACGAAAUGAAAAACAUGAGGCGUUUCUCCCUUUUCAAUCUUUUCGCCGGUCUUCAGAAUACAUUUACCAAUGGUUUGUUGUAA
This is a messenger RNA of Chenopodium quinoa (quinoa), 678 nucleotides long. RefSeq lists its product as uncharacterized. The record is from RefSeq and is a predicted model, not a curated record. Gene Ontology annotation, biological process: tRNA wobble uridine modification; protein histidyl modification to diphthamide. Bases 1 to 678 code for a protein of 225 amino acids. Gene Ontology annotation, molecular function: metal ion binding. Gene Ontology annotation, cellular component: cytosol; nucleus. Lineage: Eukaryota; Viridiplantae; Streptophyta; Magnoliopsida; Caryophyllales; Amaranthaceae. The transcript is spliced from 3 exons.